AGCCUGUGGAUACAGAGUGGCAGCCAAGCAGUGCUUUGUAUGAAUUAGCACUAGCGAUAGCUAUCCUCUGCCCUCCCUUUCUUUCUUCUAUCGUCUUCUCUCCUCAUCUGGCUGGCUGCUGAGUUCGAUAGCAGAGGUGGUUGCUAGAGACGCCAGGGCAGGCGAAUUGGAGUAGCAGAGAUGUUCAGAAGAAAACGCAGUGUUUCCUUUGGAGGAUAUGGCUGGAUUGAUAAAGCAAUGCUGGCCAGUCUGAAAGUCAAGAAACAGGAGUUGUCCAAUACUUCAGACCUGACCCUUCCUGAUCGCCCUUUGUCGCCGCCUGCUACUGCCCCUCCAAACAUGAAGUCGGCAGAGUUUUUUGAAAUGUUGGAGAAAAUGCAGACUCCCAAGCUGGAAGAACAGAAAACUGGAAGUCAGAAGAAUAAGGAUGAUUACAUACCGUACCCCAGCAUUGAUGAGAUUUUAGAGAAAGACACAGUUUACCCACUGAUCAUCCUGCCACAGUUUGGAGGAUACUGGAUAGAAGAUCCUGAAAAUCUAAGCACCCCAACAUCUUCAGACAGUAGCAUUUGUGAAGAUGAAGAGCCAACAAGCCCGAGCACGUAUGGUUAUAAACUGGAAUAUAAAGGCUCUGCAAGGGCCUACAGAAAACACUUCUUGGGGAAGGAUCAUCUCAAUUUUUACUGCACUGCAAGUAGCUUGGGAAACCUAAUCCUAUCUAUUAAAUGGGAAGAAGCUGACAGCAUUGAAUAUUUGAGAAUUAUACUCAGGUCCAAAGCAAAAACACUACAUGAACGAAUACCACUGUCUGGAUUUAGUAAGCUCCCCAGCAUUCCUCAAAUUGCAAAGGCAUUAUGUGAUGAUGCCACUGGACUUAAAUUUAAUCCUGUUCUGUACCCAAAGGCCUUUCAAAUGAUUGUUGCUUACGAUGAACAUGAAAUUAAUAAUACCUUCAAGUUUGGUGUUAUAUAUCAAACCUUUAAGCAGACAUUAGAAGAAGAAUUGUUUAGCAACAAUGAAGAAAGUGAUGCAUUUAAAGAGUUCUUGACUUUACUGGGUGACACUGUCUUGCUCCAGGACUUCAAAGGGUUCCGUGGGGGACUUGAUGUUGCACAUGGCCAGACAGGCACUGAAUCCAUUUACACAGUCUUCAGAGACAAGGAGAUAAUGUUCCAUGUAUCCACCAAGCUACCAUUUACUGAAGGAGAUACCCAGCAGUUACAAAGGAAAAGACAUAUUGGUAACGACAUUGUGGCUAUUGUCUUUCAAGAAGAUAACACCCCCUUUGUCCCAGAUAUGAUUGCGUCAAACUUUCUGCAUGCUUACAUCGUCGUUCAGGUGGAAAACCCAGGAACAGAUUGCACAACAUAUAAGGUGUCCGUGACUGCUCGGGAAGAUGUCCCAUCUUUUGGACCUCCUCUGCCAAACCCACCAGUAUUUCAAAAAAAUUCUGAAUUCCGUGAAUUUUUGCUGACCAAACUCAUCAAUGCAGAACAUGCCUGUUGUAAAUCUGACAAGUUUGCAAAACUAGAGGAUAGGACUAGAGCUGCACUUUUAGACAAUCUUCAUGAUGACCUUCACAUGCACACACAAGUCAUGCUUGGCCUUGGCCCAGAAGAAGACAAACUGGAGAAUGGAGCUCACGGUGGAUUCCUGGAGUCAUUCAAGAGAGCAAUUCGAGUCCGCAGCCAUUCCAUGGAGACCAUGGUGGGAAGUCAAAAGAAGCACCAGUCAGGAGGGAUUUCGGGGAGUCUAAGUGGAGGCAUUGUUCAUACAACUGCAGAGGUCACAAAGACCACUUUCUCCCCCCCGGCAGUGGUCACAAAGACACAAUCCAAGAGUCCUAUAAAACGAAGAUCUGGUCUCUUCCCUCGUCUGCACACAGGAGCAGAAACCCAGCCUGAUGGCCGAACUCGGUGUGAUAGUGUAUCUUCUACUCAAAAAACUCCAGAUGGUGGACAGUCAUCUCAGGACGUCAAGUCUGAAACAUCUUCCAAUCCUAGCUCCCCAGAAAUCUGCCCCAACAAAGAGAGACCUUUUAUCAAACUAAAAGAAAAUGGGCGCUCCAAUAUCUCCCGUUCAUCAUCCAGCACUAGCAGUUUUAGCAGUACUGCUGGGGAGAGUGAGGCAUUAGAUGAAUAUGAGAGUGGGGGCAGCCAACCAUUGACCGCAUCACCAUUCAAACAGGAAGUGUUUGUCUACAGUCCGUCGCCUAGCAAUGAGAACAAUACACCAUCCACUCCUGUAAUCAUGAGCAGGAGCCCCACAGAUGUAAAGAGUAGAAAUUCCCCAAGAUCCAACCUCAAAUUUCGUUUUGAUAAACUCAGCCAGUCAAGUUCCAGCUCAAGUACAUGAACUGAAUUUUUGGUUGAAAGAGGUUUCCUGUCUUCAAAACUGACCGGCAAGGGUACAUUCACUCCAUUAAUAGAUACUGCCGUGUUGCAUUAAUGGAUACAAUUUGUGAUCAGGCCAUUCCCAAAAAAGAAUGAAGAAGGAACUGCUGUUUUAAUGCACUCCCCAUGUCCAGUGAGACUUGUAUUGUGAGCAGAUUUUAUGUUCUUUUAAUAUUUUCUGUCCAACAGCAGAAUUUUA
This is a messenger RNA of Pelobates fuscus (common spadefoot toad), 2592 nucleotides long. It is a transcript of the gene RAP1GAP2, whose product is annotated as RAP1 GTPase activating protein 2. Gene Ontology annotation, biological process: activation of GTPase activity; regulation of small GTPase mediated signal transduction. The transcript is spliced from 24 exons. Gene Ontology annotation, molecular function: GTPase activator activity. Gene Ontology annotation, cellular component: cytoplasm; plasma membrane. NCBI's taxonomy places the organism in Eukaryota, Metazoa, Chordata, Amphibia, Anura, Pelobatidae. The record is from RefSeq and is a predicted model, not a curated record. The coding region runs from base 181 to 2355 and encodes 724 amino acids.